CAACUGACCAACAAAAUGUGGAUAGAAUGGAAUAUAAGGUUGGAGAAAGGAGCCACAUUAAAGCAAAACAAGGAGGACCCACCUCAUUUUGUGCAGGCAUUAAGCCGGUCGCCUGCGGGUCCUUCCUCCUUUUCUACGUCCCUGAGCAAGCCCGGCGUCAAGAUGAAUGACACUGUAACAGUGAGAACCCGCAAGUUCAUGACGAACCGGCUGCUUCAGAGGAAGCAAAUGGUUGUCGAUGUGCUGCAUCCUGGCAAGGCCACAGUCCCCAAGACUGAAAUCCGGGAGAAACUCGCCAAGAUGUACAAGACCACUCCAGAUGUUGUGUUCGCUUUUGGCUUCAGGACACAGUUUGGUGGUGGCAAAACAACAGGCUUCGCCAUGGUAUACGACUCCCUAGACUACGCCAAGAAGAAUGAACCAAAACACAGACUGGCCAGGCAUGGCCUCUAUGAGAAGAAGAAGACCUCAAGAAAGCAGCGCAAGGAACGCAAAAACAGAAUGAAGAAAGUACGAGGCACCAAGAAAGCCAGUGUGGGCGCUGCUGGCAAAAAGAAAUGAAGUGUCAGUUCACAGUGAGUCUGGACAGCCAGGGAAGGUCUCCGUGGUCAAGAUGGUCUUGUAUAUUGUCAGGAAAUAAAAGUUCAGAAAAAUUGGAAA
Messenger RNA from Betta splendens (Siamese fighting fish), 660 nucleotides. RefSeq names its product ribosomal protein S24 (gene rps24). Gene Ontology annotation, molecular function: structural constituent of ribosome. Bases 16 to 561 code for a protein of 181 amino acids. Gene Ontology annotation, biological process: translation. The transcript has 7 exons. Gene Ontology annotation, cellular component: ribosome. NCBI's taxonomy places the organism in Eukaryota, Metazoa, Chordata, Actinopteri, Anabantiformes, Osphronemidae. The record is from RefSeq and is a predicted model, not a curated record.